UCCGUAAUCUCUCCCUUUAGAUUUAGGAACCAGAAGCUUGGCCCCGUAUGGUAGAGACAUGAUAAACCUAGAUAUAUUGAUAAACAACUCAAAGACGACAUUUAGCAAACUUCCGAUAGGUCCUGUUGGACGACAUAUAAGACUAAAGGAGAAUGCAGAUGAUGAGAGUGAAGAUAAAAAGACUGCACUGAUUAUAGAGAGCCUUAUUAGACAAGACGGUGCAUAUCACGAAGUUUCUGCCUACAAGACAUGAUGCACUAGAAAAGUACCGUGUCCCCGCCACCAAGUAUCCAGCUCUUAUCAAUUGUCUCGUAAUAGAUAAGACGGAAGUAUUCAACCACCUAGUAGAUCAGUUUAACCUGGAAAGUAUUGUUGCUUGUCCAACCCAGGAACAGGCUAAAUCCAUCUCGACACGGAAAGAGAAUGUACCUACAGGUGUGAGCAUGGUUGUAUCUUUGGACGGAUAUAAGUUUUACCCUCCUAACGGCAAUUAUUCUUAUAGAUCCUACUACAUGGACGUGAAGAAAACCCUGGAUUUCCUGGACAACAGUCCAAUUCUAGAGAAUAAGAAGAACAUUGAUCAUAUAGAGAAGGAUCUCGCGAAGCAAGCAGGCAUAGGACGAGGUUUAACAGAGCUUAGAACUAAAAUUCAGGGAGAAAUCGAGAAAAUACAGGAAGAAAUCAAAAAGAAAAAUCAGGUGUGGACACAAAUGAGACAGAAUAAAACUCGACAUUUCACGGAUAAUAGUCUACUGAUCGCUCAACUCAAGGAGCUAGAACGGUGUCCUGAGGAAGCUGAUAGUUUGGAUAAACUGAAUCAGGAGAUUACAGCCCUUACAAACAGAUGCCUAGAGACGACGGAUCAGAAGGAGAAACUAACUGUAGAUUUGAAUACAAUAGUAUCAAAAAAGAAUAAACGAAUUGCUUCUCUUGCGAUGAUCAGGAAAAGUAACCAGAGUCUGGUUAGAAUGGAGACAGAUCUAGAGCAACUACGGAUUGAUAAGGCAAUGAAUGAAAAGAGUAUCGACCAGUUGACUUCUUUUGAGAAAGGGAAAAAGACACAAGUUGAGAAACUAAAGAAGGAGAAAUCCGUUUGUGUUGAAAAGUUGAAUGACGGCCUUGAGAAUUUUCGAAAUAAGUAUGGAGAGGAAGAUUUGCCGGAACCAGAGGAAACAUUCGAAAAGCUUCAAGCAAAGCUUGAAAUGUUGAAAGCUGCUAAGUCCGAGUCAUCAGAUGUAAUUAUGGAAAAAUUCAAGAAGCAAAAGGGAUGUUCUGCCAAAUUCUCUAACUAUUCUCCGAAGGAUUUGCUUAAGAUGAAUGCCAUAAUGUCAAAAAAUCUGAAUGAUCUCAAACGCAAUAUUAAAAUUUUGGAGAAUCAAGCUUGCGAACGGAAGUGUCAGAUGGUUAUCGUAAGGAGAUACAUUGUUCAAAUGGCUGUUAGAAACUUUAACGUUUUAGCACAGGACUUCAAUUUGGGAUUUGAAGGCAGUAUGAAAUUGACGAUAGACGUUGCCACCAAGAAAGCCUUUAUAAAGUUUAGGAAUGAAGAAAACGAAGUAAUAUAUCAGGACCUGGAUACUCUGUCUGGAGGAGAGAAAUCAUACGCCCAAAUGUGUCUUAUAGUCUCUAUGUGGAGUGUUGUGAGAACACCUUUCAGAGCACUGGAUGAGUGGGAUGUAUAUCUGGAUCCCGUGAAUAGGAAAAAAAUCUCUGCUGAACUACUCAAAGCUGCGCUCAAACAGAAGGAGGGUGGACAGUUCUUCUUUAUAUCACCCCAGGGUGCCACUGACAUUCAUGUUCUUGAUAGGAUGGAUCGGAGCAGGAUUGAGAUCAGAGAAAUUCAAAAAUAAAGAAUUUGAAGAUUAUAAACAUGUAUUCGACCUAAAUUGAUCAAAUAAAGUAUUUUGUAAAAUCUUCGAAACUAACGCGCAAAUGCUGCGCAGAUUUGUUGUUAACAACGUAAUCUUCUUGCUCAAAUUAGAAAAUACUCCAUAGCCUUAAAGUACAAAAUAGGUAGAGUACAAUGUAAAUAGUACAUGAUAAAAUAAAUAUCUAUGCAUGUACAUCCUUGCAGCAUUUAUUUCAACCUAAAACUUCUGUACCUUCUUCUUGAUUUUAACGUUAUGAUUUAUAUAAAUGGUAAUACAAA
Molecule: messenger RNA, 2149 nt
Organism: Eurytemora carolleeae
Lineage: Eukaryota; Metazoa; Arthropoda; Copepoda; Calanoida; Temoridae
Product: structural maintenance of chromosomes protein 6
Biological process (GO): double-strand break repair via homologous recombination
Cellular component (GO): Smc5-Smc6 complex; site of double-strand break; nucleus
Molecular function (GO): damaged DNA binding; single-stranded DNA binding
Source: RefSeq, a predicted model, not a curated record